GUUUCAAGAUGGCGAUUCGCAUACGAGGAAUUUUAUCUCCAUUUGUAAACGAAAAGUACCUUUUAAGGAUAGCUAAAAGGAUCAAGGAGCUACCUUGGUUUACCAAUGCAUUUCAGGAAGUUUCAGAUAGCACAGACAAAGCAUAUCAAGAAGAUCAAAGUAUAAAUGAGCUGAMCAAACUUUCAGAUAAAAAAUGGUUUGCAAAGGAUAAAUCUAUUGUAGAAGUAGAUUCUAUUUAUAAAACAUUACCAAAUGCCAAGACUGCAGUUAAACGGGCCACACCAGAACCAAGGUUCAUCUGGAAAGAAUUCAGAGAAUUUCCCUCAUCUCCACAUGAAGCUAAAGUUGAUGUUAUGACUUACUUGGAGCAAAAAGAUUGUUUUAAUCGUCUUCAAAAACUGAAGGCACCAGAGUUUUGUGUUGGAAGUAUUGUGGCUGUCACACGUGCAGACCCUUACAUACCAAAAGGGAAAGUCAGGUUUGUAGGUAUAUGUAUUUCAAAGAACCACUGGCAAAAUACACUUGGUGCAACAUUCACUCUGCGAAAUGUUAUUGAUGGGGAGCCAAUGGAAGUCAACUUUCAGUUAUAUUCACCAAAUAUUCAAAAAGUUGAAGUGCUGAAGCAUGAAAGACGUGAUAAAUCUGCAUUGUGGUAUCUUCGAGACUAUCCUCCCAACAACAGUUAUAUAAAUGAAGCUAUGGAAGCACUUCCUUACUCAAAUGAACCUUCAUUAUAUGUUAAGUCUAAAGAAGAAAGGCUUAAAAUUGAAAAGUGGUUUGACCAAGUUUGGAAAAGCAAGAGAAGGCAAUAAUUUAAUUAGCCAUGAUGAGCAUGAAAUUUUGAAUAAAACAUGAUAAAUCUUUA
This is a messenger RNA of Exaiptasia diaphana, 865 nucleotides long. Its product is annotated as 39S ribosomal protein L19, mitochondrial. The record is from RefSeq and is a predicted model, not a curated record. Gene Ontology annotation, biological process: translation. The coding region runs from base 9 to 812 and encodes 267 amino acids. Gene Ontology annotation, molecular function: structural constituent of ribosome. The transcript is spliced from 4 exons. Lineage: Eukaryota; Metazoa; Cnidaria; Anthozoa; Actiniaria; Aiptasiidae. Gene Ontology annotation, cellular component: mitochondrial large ribosomal subunit; ribosome.